Messenger RNA from Ziziphus jujuba (common jujube), 1130 nucleotides. RefSeq lists its product as uncharacterized. The record is from RefSeq and is a predicted model, not a curated record. Bases 43 to 1104 code for a protein of 353 amino acids. Lineage: Eukaryota; Viridiplantae; Streptophyta; Magnoliopsida; Rosales; Rhamnaceae. The transcript has 2 exons.
UUCAUUACUUCUUUUUUGGUUUUGAUUUUGGAAAAGAACAUUAUGAAAUCCAUGCAGAUGUUCAGCAGGGGUAGUUGCAGUAGUUUGCUGAUCAUCCUGGCACUCUUUGUGUCAGGGAUGGUAAUGCAAAUCGAAGCCGCGGCUGCCAAGUAUGACACUGUUAGCUGCUAUAAAAAAGGUCCAUGCUUUUUGAAGAAGAUACGUUGCCCCACUGAAUGCCCUUUCACUUCCCCAACUGACCCUCAAGCUAAGAUUUGCUCUGUCAACUGCGAUUCACCCAUUUGCAAAGCAGAGUGCAGAAAAAGGAAACCAAACUGCAAUGGACCUGGAUCGGCAUGCUUGGACCCGCGCUUCAUUGGUGGAGACGGGAUCGUCUUCUACUUCCACGGCAAGAGAAACGAGCAUUUCAGCUUGGUAUCCGAUACAAACUUUCAAAUCAACGCCCGCUUCAUCGGUCUCCGUCCUCAAGGAAGAACCAGGGACUACACCUGGAUUCAAGCUCUCGGAAUCAUUCUCUUCGACUCCAGCACCUUCUCUCUCGAAGCCACACCGGCAUCGUCUUGGGACGACCAAGUCGACCAUCUCAAAUUCUCACACAAUGGCAACGAUAUCGUCGUCCCGGAAGGCCAUUCAUCGCAUUGGAAAUGCAAAGAAACCGGAAUCAAAGUGGAGAGAACGUCCGGCAGAAACAGCGUCAUCGUAACUGUACCAGAGAUCGUUGAGAUUUCGGUGAAUGUGGUUCCGGUGACUAAAGAAGAUGAUAGAAUACACAACUAUCAGAUACCUGCCGAUGACUGUUUUGCUCACCUGGAAGUGCAGUUCAGAUUCUUUGGCUUGUCGUCGAAGGUUGAAGGCGUGCUCGGAAGGACUUACCGGCCGGAUUUCCAAAACCCGGCCAAGCCCGGGGUGGCAAUGCCGGUUGUGGGAGGCGAAGACGAGUACAGAACGACGUCGCUUCUCUCUCCUGAUUGCAGUGCUUGUGUUUUGUCUCCAGAGCAACUUGAGGAUCAGCAGAAGUACUAUUCCAAUAUGGCUAUGGAGUAUGGGAAGCUGGACUGCACUGGACGUACUACCGGAGGGAAUGGAAUAGUUUGCAGGAAAUAAUUAAAAAUCAAAACUAUAUAAGUUGG